ACGUCAUCAUACUGCGACAGCUCACGUGCUCGUUUCUCUUGUGGGUGGUACUUAGAAGGUCCUUGGUCUCCGUGACUUCUCAUUGGUCAGUCUUAUCAUGAGUGACAAUGAUGAGGACAUGCCUACUCUGUCAGCCCACACUUUGGCUGCACUGCAAGAGUUUUAUGCUGAGACCCUGGCUCUCCAAAGCCCGAACCCUGAGCCAGCUCAGCAAUUUGUAGUGGGGGCCCUGGAGGAAGACUGGGGCCUGAGUCAGUUCUGGUACAGCGAGGACACGGCCAGGCAGCUUGCAGAGGAGCUGGUGCAGGAGGUGGGGCCUGGAGGAAGGAUAGCAUGUGUGAGUGCACCCAGCGUAUACCAGAAACUGAAGCAGGGAGUCGUUGCGGGGUCAGAGGACGUGUCAGUGCUGCUGCUGGAGUACGACCGCAGGUUUUCCUCGUAUGGGGACGACUUCAUCUUCUACGACUACCACCAGCCCCUGGCUUUCCCUGCUCAUAUCCAGCCACACAGCUUUGAUGUGGUCCUGGCUGACCCGCCCUACCUCUCACAUGAGUGCCUGAGCAAAGUGGCCCAGACCGUGCACUACCUGGGCAAAGGCAAAGUGCUGCUGUGCACUGGGGCAGUAAUGCAGAACACAGCCAAAGAACUGUUGGAUGUGGACAUCUGCGAUUUCCUCCCUCAACAUCACCGUAACCUUUCCAAUGACUUCCGCUGCUACACCAACUAUCCCUCAUCCCGGCUGUCAGCAGGGGCGACCACCGGAAAGAGUUAAGUGGGCCCUUUUCUUU
Molecule: messenger RNA, 788 nt
Organism: Periophthalmus magnuspinnatus
Lineage: Eukaryota; Metazoa; Chordata; Actinopteri; Gobiiformes; Gobiidae
Gene: eef1akmt1
Product: EEF1A lysine methyltransferase 1
Exons: 5
Coding region: 98-772 (224 amino acids)
Biological process (GO): methylation
Molecular function (GO): nucleic acid binding; protein-lysine N-methyltransferase activity
Source: RefSeq, a predicted model, not a curated record